GCCUCCUCGCGGCAGCCGGGCCAAUGUUACGAAUGGCGGUCAGACUGGCGAUCGUCGGCGCUGCUGCCGGAGAAGGCUAUGCUGCUGCGUGACGCGACGUUACUGUGUCCGCAGCUUACAUUCGCUGCGGCUGCCUUGCGCAUCUUGUGUAUCGGGACCUAACGAACUGCCGCGCGCUGACGCGGUGUAACUAUUGUCUGUGGAAGGCUGGCCUGCAAUGAGUUGCACUCCCAACGGUUCUCCCUCAAAAGCUUCUCCGAGUGCUCCUCUCCCACGUGGUGUCCUUGGAAGAAGUGGGACACCCCUACUACCUGGGACACGAAAGCCAAAGCAGGAGGGCUGUUUUAUUACCUCCAGGUUACCUUCCCUAAGAGGACCCAGGGACCUAACCUUAUCUGGAAGUCCUGGACAGAAAAGAAGUUUUGCUCCUAAGGUUGAUGCACCUAGGAAAGCCCCUCUAGGUAGAGAAGAUGAAGGGCUUGAAAGAGGCAAAGGUUAUGAAGGUGGUCGUGGAUGCUUCAACCAUGGAGGUCGAGGCUCACGGCGGGGCAGAGGAGGCCCCCACCCGGAUCGGGCAGCCCGCUUUAUACAGACACAAGGAGCCACAUUUUCUCAGGGUGUGGAGAGUACAAAGAUGAGUGCUCCUGGUAAAUGGAACAAAAGUGAGUCUGCACCGGUUGAGAGACCCAAGUAUCAGCGUCCUAGCAGCAGCAGCCAGACAGCGGAAGAGAAGAUUCAGGAUGAAAAGAAGCUCGAGUUGCUUCUUAGGAGUGAUUUCAUUGAUGAUGGGCACCUGGAAAUGCCUAUCAAUUGUCCAACCACCCUACCGCUAGUAACACCGCGGGUCCCAGCCUCUGAGUGGAAGCCAGUGGUCAAGGUUGAAGGGGGGCCAGCCAUCAAGCAAGAGCCUUUGAAUGGGUUUGCCCUGGAUAAUGCUGUACCAAGUACAGCUCUGAACAGAGCAAGCCUAGCUGACCUGUGCACAGACCCAAACCUACCUGAAAUUGGACAGCUACUGUUCUUUCAACUUCCAGACAGCUUACCCGGCCUCCAGCUUCCAGCAGAUACAUCUCAAAAAGAAGCUGCAAACAGCAUUGUGAAAGUUGAGGAACAGCAGUCACAUAAUGGCCUGAUCAAGCUGAGUCAGUUUCCUGAAGGAUAUGUUGGCAAGCUACAGGUGAUGAAAUCCGGGCGUGUCCGCUUGGUUCUUGGUGCUGUAGCACUAUCAGUGGACACAGGCACCCAUUUAUCCUUUCAUCAAGAGCUUACAUCCGUGAGACUAUCUGAAGUUGGAGAGGCUGAUUUCUCUGUUCUUGGACAUGUACUCCACAAGCUCAUUUGUCUGCCCGACAUGGAACAGCUUCUUGCAGCAAACUCCCAAGAAAUUUCUUGAGAAU
Molecule: messenger RNA, 1397 nt
Organism: Rhipicephalus sanguineus (brown dog tick)
Lineage: Eukaryota; Metazoa; Arthropoda; Arachnida; Ixodida; Ixodidae
Gene: RpIIIC53
Product: DNA-directed RNA polymerase III subunit RPC4
Exons: 8
Coding region: 218-1393 (391 amino acids)
Biological process (GO): transcription by RNA polymerase III
Cellular component (GO): RNA polymerase III complex
Molecular function (GO): DNA binding
Source: RefSeq, a predicted model, not a curated record